AUGGCUGCACUGGAAAGGCCGUUGGCGGACACCGACUUUGAGGACGCAUCUGCAAUCAUCGACGUCGAUGGUCCUGUUCGACCUCCUCGAGCGCCUCCCAUCCCUGCUUCCGUCAAGAUCAAUGUUGAGGGUGCAUUCAUUGUCGACGAAGAUGUCUGCGGCAGAAAUGGCGCGGGCAGCGAGUUCGUUCACUGGGACCGCCACGAUAUUCGUCUUCCGCACCAUACGGACGUGGUCAGUCACGUAGCUGUCGAUAUUGGCGGCUCUUUGGCGAAGCUGGUAUACUUCUCCCGCGAGCCUGGGUCGACCCAUGGCGGCGGCCGCUUGAACUUCGUUAACUUCGAAACCGAUCGCCUCGACCUCUGCAUCGACUUUAUCCAGGAACUGAAGCAGACACAUUCCAAAUUGAACGGAUCUGCCCCCCAUCAGUUAUGUGUCAUGGCCACAGGAGGCGGAGCUUUCAAGUUCUACAAUAGGAUGAGGGAGGUGUUGCAUGUCGAUGUCAUUCAAGAAGAUGAAAUGGAGUGCCUCAUCAUUGGGCUUGACUUCUUCAUUACCGAGAUUCCUGGCGAAGUCUUCACUUAUAGCGAAGACGAACCGAUUCAGUUUGUCGAAGCUCGAGCAGAUGUCUACCCCUACCUCCUUGUCAAUAUCGGAUCUGGUGUGUCCAUGGUGAAGGUGUCUGGCCCUGGCGAAUUCCAGCGAGUUGGCGGAACGUCACUAGGAGGUGGCACAUUCUGGGGAAUACUCUCCCUGCUCACCGGUGCGCGAACUUUCGACGAGAUGCUCGCUUUGGCAGAAAAGGGUGACAACAGCGGCGUCGACAUGCUGGUUGGAGACAUUUAUGGCACGGGCUAUAGCAAGAUUGGCCUCAAGGCCACAACAAUAGCAAGCACAUUUGGAAAAGUAUUCCGCAUGAAGAGGCUCGCGGAGAGGAAUGCAGAAGACGGUGAAGGCCUCUCUAACGGUGACCCGCAUGACGAGGAUGAAGGUCGUGUACAGGGUUUCAAAAUCGAGGACAUGGCACGAAGUCUCCUCUACGCUAUAUCUAACAAUAUCGGACAGAUCGCAUAUCUGCAGUCGGAGAAGCAUAAUCUGAAGCACAUAUACUUUGGGGGAUCCUUUAUCCGUGGCCACACUCAGACCAUGAAUACCCUUUCAUACGCCAUCAAGUUUUGGUCCAAGGGUGAAAAACAGGCCUAUUUCCUGCGGCACGAAGGUUAUCUUGGCUCGGUUGGAGCCUUUCUCAAGCGGCAGCCCAAGAAUUGGGGUCGGCGGAACAGUCUGGAGGAUCUCAAGCUCGGAAGAGUGCUCUCCAAGGAGUGA
This is a messenger RNA of Exophiala spinifera, 1326 nucleotides long. RefSeq names its product pantothenate kinase. Lineage: Eukaryota; Fungi; Ascomycota; Eurotiomycetes; Chaetothyriales; Herpotrichiellaceae. The transcript has 3 exons. Gene Ontology annotation, molecular function: ATP binding; pantothenate kinase activity. Bases 1 to 1326 code for a protein of 441 amino acids. Gene Ontology annotation, biological process: coenzyme A biosynthetic process. The record is from RefSeq and is a predicted model, not a curated record. Gene Ontology annotation, cellular component: cytosol; nucleus.